Molecule: messenger RNA, 3318 nt
Organism: Oreochromis aureus
Lineage: Eukaryota; Metazoa; Chordata; Actinopteri; Cichliformes; Cichlidae
Gene: sgcb
Product: sarcoglycan, beta (dystrophin-associated glycoprotein)
Exons: 6
Coding region: 43-975 (310 amino acids)
Biological process (GO): muscle organ development
Cellular component (GO): sarcolemma; sarcoglycan complex
Source: RefSeq, a predicted model, not a curated record
GUUUGCUCCGAACGCUCCGCAAGCAGAAGAGGGAGGGUCAACAUGGCGUCUGAACAGGAGAGCUCCAAUGGGCCAGUGAAGAAGUCCAUGCGAGAAAAAGCCAUAGAGCGCCGCACCAUCAACAAGGAGCACAACAGUAAUUUCAAAGCAGGCUAUGUACCCAUAGAAGAAGAGCGUCUGCAUAAGACAGGGCUAAGAGGACGCAAAGGAAACAUGGCUGUGUGCAUCAUCAUCCUCCUCUUCCUCCUCGCCUUAAUUAAUUUAAUUAUCACAUUGGUUAUAUGGACAGUGAUCCGCAUCGGUCCGAAUGGCUGCGACAGUAUGGAGUUCCAUGAGAGUGGCCUGCUGCGCUUCAAACAGAAAGCAGACAUGGGUAUCGUCCACCCGCUGCACAAGAGCACAGUAGGAGGCCGUAAAGACCAGGAUCUGGUCAUUGUUGGUAACAACAACCCGGUAGUCUUCCAGCAAGGCACUACAAAGCUGACCGUAGAAAAGGACAAGACCUCAAUCGUCAGUGAUGUCGGCAUAUCCUUCACAGACCCUCGGACCCAAACCACGUUCUUCAGCACUGACUUUGAAAACCACGAGUUUCAUUUGCCCAAAGGAGUCAAAGUCCUCAGCGUUAAAAAAGCUUCCACAGAAAGGAUCACCAGUAAUGCAGCAUCUGACCUGAACAUUAAAGGAGACUCUGCCAUCAUUCGCGGUAACGAAGGGGUCAACAUCAUGGGUCGGACAAUCGAGUUCAAAAUGGGUGGAAACAUUGAGCUCAGGGCUGAGAACAGCAUCGUGCUCAAUGGAUCGGUCAUGUUCAAUGCCACGCGUUUUCCUAACUCUGCGGGAGAUCUGUAUUUCAAUGAAGGUCAGGAGAGGUACAAGCUCUGCAUGUGUGAAGAUGGAACUCUGUUCCGUGUGCGGGUGAAGUUUACCAACAUGGGCUGCCAGACUUUAGAUAACCCAUGUAAGAAGGCUCACUAGGACUGGAAUCUGCUAUUGCAUCUCACUACAAUCAGUCCACACUGAAUUCAGAUAAACCACUUUCAAAUUUAUUUUUGAUAGUGUAGAGCUCUAGUAUACAGGACAUUCAUAAUGGCUUGGGCAUAAUAUCUCUGUGGGUCAUGUGUCAAAUUCUGUGUUUCUUAUUAUGUUUGCCACUUGGCCAAAGAUAAAAACUGUAGUAUUUUAUUUUUCUGCAGAUUUGCCAACUUGAGAUGAUAUCAGUCUAUGUUACUUCUAUAUAGUAGGACAUGAAACACUACAUGUACAAAAGCUAAUGUACACUAUGGAGCCCUACUCUCAAAAACUAGAUUUAACUCUCUCUGGGAGGCUGGAUUUAAGAAAUAAAUGUUUCAAGAUUACAUUUUUUGAAAAUGUUUAGCGCCAUCUGGUGCCAGUACAGAACAUGACAUCACCAGGGCAUUUCAUUAGUUUAUGUUAUUUAACUAAUCACAGAACCAGUAACUCAGGUGAUAAUAAGGACACUAAAACUAAAAAAAGCAGGGAUCAAAGGGGAUCACCUUUUCAUUGCCCCUGGCUGCAAUGAUGAAUUUUAUGUUAAAAAACCAAGGAAAUACUGUUCAAUUUCACUUUUUGUCUCUAAAGCAGUAACUGGUUCUUCGUUAAUUGGCUAGCUGCAUUGAAACAGGAAAAUCCACCUGUUAGCUGUAAUGUUUGGGUUCGUAAAUGAGCACUGUGUGGAGGAGAGCUUGUUUGAGUCAAGUGACAGGUUGUUUUACCAGACCAACAAGCUGGUGUUAGAAACUCAGAUUUUUUCCUCGUCUGGCCAGAUGUACCUAGCAGGCCACAACAUGCGAUCAAAUUCUUGCAAUAAAAUUUAUGUAAUCUGUUGUGUUGUAAACUGUUUGGAUGUGCGUAGGAAAAGAGACUAUUUUAUUGCAUAAAAUAGUGCUGAUUGCAUCUUGCAAACAUCUGUUUUGCCAGCUGAUUGUGCUUCUGGGUACACCCGGCCUACUGAGGAAAAGGUGCGGUAUCAGACAGCAGCGUGUCGGUCUGUGAACCACCUGUCACCUGACUCAAACAGGGUCUCCUCCACACAGUCCUCAUUUAUAAAGUGCUUUAUAAACCUUUGUAAAUGAAUGUUGGUCACCUACUGUGGCUAACAGGAGGAUUUUACUGUUUCAGUGCAGCUAGCCAAACAACAAGGGAACCACUUACUGCUUAAGAGACAGAAAGCGAAACUGAAUAUAGCCUUGGUUUUUUAAGAUAAAAUUUAUUGUUGCAGCCAGGGACAGCACAAAAGUGAUCCCCUUAGACUGCUUUUUAGUUUUAGUGUCCUUAUUCUCACCUAAGUUAUUGGUUACUAGUUAGCUAACAUAAGCUAAUGUAAGUCUAUUAGCUGCAAACCAACCCGGUGAUGUCGUGUUGUGUACUGGCACAAGAUGGCGCUAAACAAGAUCAAAAAAUGUUCUUCCUUAAAUCCACCUGCAAAGACAGAGUUAAAUCUAUGUCAGUUUUUGAGAUAGCGUAAAUUAGCCUUUAUACAUGUAGUGUUUCAUGUAUGCUUUAUUGGUAUUAUUAUCGUUUACACUCCCCCUUAGUAGUAAUGAGCAGAUACAAUAUUUAUUUUUUUGGCUUGCCGUCCAGUAUUAAUAAUAUAAAAACCCUAUAUGGGGUUUGUGUAAGAUCCCAUGUGCUGUUUCAUUAUUCCGGGCAGCUGCGUGAUAUUUUCUGUCAUAUUAGCUGACAUGUGGAAGACACUACACGACUGUAAUGAUGUAUGUAAAACUUGCAGGUAAUGCAAUGCACAGAGUUAAUGAUAAAAUGUUAUACAUGAUACAUUUUAAGCCAUCCAGUGAUGCUAAAGCAGAGUAGGUUUCUUUCUGCAUAUCUCGGGCUGUUUAUCAUGCACGUGCCAAUGGAUAUACAAGGGACUAUAUAUCAUUAGAUAUAUGUGUAAUAUUUUAAUUUUGUUGCAAAAGCUUUUUUAACAACAGAAGAAUACAAUAUUGAAAAAAAAAACAGUGUGCACUACAUUCUGCUACAGAUUAAUGCAAAUGUUGAGAAUUUUAGUUCAUCAGCUACUGUGGGUGCAACCUAUAUGGGGUGGUUUGAAUUUUGUGCAAUAUAAUAUAUAAUAUUUGACUUUGCUUUGGAUUGUCUUGUCUGUUGUUAACUGAUGUUAACGAUUACUGAUGUUAACAUCAAUAGUUGUUCUCAGAGCACAGACUUCAUGCCUGUCAUGAAAGAUCAGCUUAUUUGAUCGAAGAAAAACCGAAGAAAUAAAUAUUGCGACCAGCCUUAUUUGAAAAUUUGUCCAACGUUUCAUUGGUAUGUUUGUUUCAAUAAAGAAAUGUGUUGCUA